UGAAAUCUAGCAGCCGUGUUUUGAAUGUAUAUGGUAUAUAGCCUUAGGACUAGUACUCCUUAGAGAUCCAUUGCCAUUAUAUCUCCUAAUUUAUUAGUGCUAUCCAACCCGGUUUUUGCAGCCCAUCCCUAUAACUAUGAGUGGCUAUAGCGAUGAUGCUAGCAGGACUAGCUCGUCCACAGAUAGCGUAUUCCAUGAUAGUUUCGGCAACCGAGCCGAUCGAAUCACUCUACGAGUCGGCGAACGUCGAUUCACCACCCUUCGCGAAACCCUUAUCCAAAGCGAGUAUUUCGCAGCGCGCCUCUCUGGGAGAUGGAAUGAUGCCGAUGAAGAUGGCUCCUACUUCAUCGAUGCCGAUCCGGUCCUCUUCGAGCACAUCCUUAGUUAUCUUCGGAGCGGGAAUUUCCCAGUCUUCUUCGAUAGCAACACGCUUACCUUCGACCACGCCAAGUACUUAUCCCUGCUAGGCGAGGCCCGGUACUUUGGCAUUCGCAAGCUAAUCGAAUGGAUCGAAAAGAAGAAAUAUCUAGACGUGGUUGAGAUCACGAGAUCAGUGAUUGUUGAUGAUGAUGUUAAUAGUGCAUCGAUGCAUUCCCAUAUGAGCGGAGUGCCAGGGGAUAGCAAAGUCGACCUCUCAACUUCAUGGGGCUUUAAAAAGACAUAUCUGUGUCCAAUGGGCUUCUCUUCUCACCAUGGAAAUCCGUCGCGAUGUCCAUGCGAAUCGCUUAAGAGACGAGAUGAAGGGGAUAAAUUUAGAGAUGAAUUGGUCCUAAGAGCUGUUGUCACUAUCACUACCGCAACAUUCAACCCGGACCGCUGUCUUGGCCAUGGGCUGGCUUCGGGGGAUUGAUUAAGGUCAGGUUAGGAUUAUCAUACGGGGUCCUAUUGUUAACGCUGUAAACAAGGCUGCCAUGAUCAAAUUAAGCGUUGCGAAUAUUAUAAUAACACCUAAAUAUCUACCUCCUACAUCUACCUCCAAUACUGGACGUGAUAUUCCUCCAAGUCCAUUCUCUUUCCCUUAAGGCGAUGCAAAAUAUGUACUGUAUGGCAC
Daldinia loculata is the source of this 1051-nucleotide messenger RNA. RefSeq names its product BTB/POZ protein. Gene Ontology annotation, molecular function: protein binding. Gene Ontology annotation, biological process: protein homooligomerization. Bases 137 to 850 code for a protein of 237 amino acids. NCBI's taxonomy places the organism in Eukaryota, Fungi, Ascomycota, Sordariomycetes, Xylariales, Hypoxylaceae. The transcript has a single exon. The record is from RefSeq and is a predicted model, not a curated record.